Auanema sp. JU1783 is the source of this 1170-nucleotide messenger RNA. NCBI's taxonomy places the organism in Eukaryota, Metazoa, Nematoda, Chromadorea, Rhabditida, Rhabditidae. The record is from the annotation of a GenBank genome assembly.
AUGGAGGGGGAAAGCAUCAAGAUUAAGGCCUACAGGGUUGUUGGGUACGCCGCUGUUACCUUCUCAGCAAUUGCAAUUCUCUCUAUCUGUAUAACUCUACCAAUGGUCUACAACUACGUUCACAGUGUCCGUCGUCAGAUGUAUGGAGAAAUGAACCAAUGUCAAACAACCGCCAAAAAACUCUGGGCUGAUGUAAACAUUCUCAGAAAUACUCCUGUUUUCCCAGGAAACCGUACUGCCCGUUCUUCCGGGUAUGGAGAGCCUGAGGAAGUCGAAGUUCAACCAUCUCCAGUCCAUCCAUCUGCUGGUGGAUACAGCGCUCCUUUCGGAGAUUCAUCUGCUGCUAUCGGAGAAGCUACUCCAUCUUACAACUCCGAAGGCCGCUCAGGAUAUGGAAGCGAUAACUCUCCAUCUUCAUAUGGAAACAACGGAGAUGCUCCACCAGCCUACUCUAACGGCGGAAACAACGGAAACAAUCGUCCAAGCCACGGAAACAACCGACCAAGUUCCGGAGGAAACGAUCAUUUUGGCCACGACGACAACGGCUCUGAAGAUUGUACCGAUUGCUGUCUUCCAGGUCCACCAGGUCCAGCUGGAACACCAGGAACACCAGGAAAGAACGGAAAGGCUGGAGUCAACGGACUUCCAGGAAACCCAGGACGCCCACCAAGCAAGCCAUGCGAGCCAAUCACUCCACCACCUUGCAAACCAUGCCCAAGAGGAGCUCCUGGACCACAAGGCCCACCAGGACCAAUUGGAAACAUUGGAAACCCAGGAGAGGCAGGAAAUAAGGGACCUGACGGUCCACCAGGAGAGCCAGGACUCAAGGGUCGUCCAGGAAACCCAGGAAAGCCAGGACCACAAGGACCACAAGGUGAGCCUGGUACUCCAGGAGAGAACGGAGAACCAAAGCCAGGAGCAGUUGGAGAGCCCGGAAGACCAGGACCACAGGGACCACGUGGACCACCAGGCAAACCAGGAAAAGACGGUAAUGCUGGAGGAGAAGGAGAGAAGGGACAACCAGGAGAGCCUGGACCAAAUGGCGAAGAUGGAACUCCUGGACAACCAGGAAAGCCAGGAAAAGAUGGACAUCCAGGAGAAAGAGGAAUUUGCCCCAAGUAUUGCGCUAAUGACGGAGGAAUCUUCUUCGAAGACGGAACAAGACGUUAA